Rhagoletis zephyria (snowberry fruit fly) is the source of this 1743-nucleotide messenger RNA. RefSeq names its product endoplasmic reticulum-Golgi intermediate compartment protein 3. Lineage: Eukaryota; Metazoa; Arthropoda; Insecta; Diptera; Tephritidae. The record is from RefSeq and is a predicted model, not a curated record. Gene Ontology annotation, cellular component: Golgi membrane; endoplasmic reticulum; COPII-coated ER to Golgi transport vesicle. Gene Ontology annotation, biological process: retrograde vesicle-mediated transport, Golgi to endoplasmic reticulum; endoplasmic reticulum to Golgi vesicle-mediated transport.
CGUUCGUAAAUAGAACAAAAAGUAGAAUUGGCAGAUGAGGCAACGAGCCAAAUAACAAACGUGCCCUUUUUUAAUCCAGCGCAGCAGUUUUUUACACUCCUAUUUCACCGUACAAUGUUUUAUUUAACCAAACUUUAAAAGAUUGCUUUCGUGUGACCAGGUAAUAUAAACAAAUUACAGAGUCUUCAGAAAUUGUCUGCCUUUACAGCGGCGUUGGAACAACGGUGAAACAUGAGAAUUGCGGAUGUGCUCCGCCGGCUGGAUGCGUACCCACGUACGCUUGAGGAUUUCAGUGUACGCACUGUUAGUGGUGCGGCAGUAACUUUAAUCAGCAGCACCAUCAUAGCUGUACUGAUUUUUCUAGAAUGUGUUGCCUAUUUUCGACCAAAUCUCUCAGAGGAUCUGUUUGUAGACACCACGCGAAAUCACAAACUGCGUAUAAAUUUGGAUAUAACAAUACACAAUUUAGCGUGUAGCUAUGUGUCACUGGACGCUAUGGACUCCUCAGGCGAUCAGCACUUGCGCGUUGAUCAUGAUAUUUUCAAGCAUCGCUUGGAUUUGCAGGGUAAUCCUUUGAAAGAAACGGAACCAAUAAAGGAAAUUGUUGCUGUGUCGCCAUCAAACAAAAACGCCACUUGUGGUAGCUGCUAUGGCGCUGAAUAUAAUAGCACCCAAUGCUGCAACACUUGUGAGGAGGUGCUGAAUUCAUAUCGUGAAAGAAGAUGGAAUGUGCAAAUGGAUAAAAUCGAGCAAUGUAAAGAUCAAUUCAAACAUAGUGAUACAGAUGCUUUCAAAGAAGGGUGUAGAGUACAGGGACAUUUAGAAGUGAAUAGAAUGGCCGGUAGUUUUCAUUUUGCUCCUGGCAACAGUUUUUCCAUACGCCAAUUUCAUAUACAUGACUUUCAAUUCACCGAUGUGAAAUUGGAUCACACAAUUAAUCAUUUAUCGUUUGGUGACAAAAUUGAGUUUGCAAAAACACAUCCACUUGACGGGCUGCACGUCGAAUCAGACAAAGCUGUGAAAAGCGAGAUGUACAAUUACUAUCUAAAAAUUGUGCCUACUAUGUAUGUGAAAGCGAACAGCCCGCCCAUACACACCAAUCAGUUCUCGGUGACGCGCUACAAAAAGGACCUUUCAAAUAAGGAGCGUGGCAUGCCAGGUAUAUUCUUCAGUUAUGAGCUAUCGCCACUUAUGGUCAAGUACGAAGAGAAGCAAAGAUCAUUUGGUCACUUUGCUACAAACUGUUGUUCCAUAAUUGGUGGCGUUUUUACAGUUGCCGGAAUUAUUGCAGUCUUUCUAAACAAUUCAUUGGAGGCGCUGCAACGAAAAUUAGAAAUAGGCAAGCUGAGUUAACAAUGCACACAAAGCAUAAUCUACCUUUCCACAUUAUUACUUUUUUUAAUUCCAACAAGAAUUUAACAGACUGCAGUUUAUCUUUGCUCUUUCGAAAAUUUGGCUUUUACAUUUUUAUAAGUGUAUAUCUAUGUAUGAAUGUAUGUUUAUAAAUAUUUGCACAUUACGGUGCUAAUUUUUUUUAUUCAGAAUCUCGCCAUUGUAAUACGCUGUAGUUUAAUCUAUAUAUGUAUGUAUGUAUAUGCUUAAUUUUUGUAUGACAAUUUCCAUUUCAGUUUUGUUUUUGUCUCUGUUUAUUGCUUAUUAUAUCGUUAUUAAUGUAUUGACUAAUCGAAUACGAUAUACUUUAUUUUAGCCAAAAUUUGAAAAUAUACUAUUUAAUUGAAUUAA